Molecule: messenger RNA, 1099 nt
Organism: Impatiens glandulifera
Lineage: Eukaryota; Viridiplantae; Streptophyta; Magnoliopsida; Ericales; Balsaminaceae
Product: probable prolyl 4-hydroxylase 4
Exons: 7
Coding region: 58-954 (298 amino acids)
Biological process (GO): peptidyl-proline hydroxylation to 4-hydroxy-L-proline
Cellular component (GO): endoplasmic reticulum
Molecular function (GO): L-ascorbic acid binding; procollagen-proline 4-dioxygenase activity; iron ion binding
Source: RefSeq, a predicted model, not a curated record
UUGAAGGAAGGAAAGAAGGAAAGACAGAAAUUCCAAAGCGUAACUUCCUUUUCACUCAUGUUUCGUCUUUCGCCAUCAUCGAUUCUUUUCUCGAUUACGAUCUCCUUGAUUCUCUGUUUAUCGUUUAGUUCGUCGAUCAUCAUCAAUCCUUCAAAAGUCAAACAAAUCUCAUGGAAACCGAGAGCUUUUGUAUACGAAGGUUUCCUUACGGAUGCGGAGUGUGAUCAUUUGAUAUCUCUUGCGAAGUCAGAGCUCACGAGAUCACAUGUUGCUGAUAAUGAAUCUGGAGAUUCUAAGCUCAGUGAAGUAAGAACGAGCUCCGGAAUGUUCAUCGAAAAGGCCAAGGAUCCUAUUGUUUCUGGUAUUGAAGAGAAAAUUGCUCUUUUGACUUUCCUUCCUAAAGAAAAUGGAGAAGACAUUCAAGUACUUCGAUACGAGCAUGGACAGAAGUACGACGAUCACUACGAUUACUUUACAGACAAGGUCAACCUUGCACGCGGUGGACACAGGAUAGCAACAGUUCUAAUGUAUCUAUCUAACGUCGCCAAAGGAGGUGAAACUGUUUUCCCAGAAGCAGAGCAGGAAGCACCUCGUCGAAAGUCUUCUUCUGCUGUUGCUGAUGAUGAUCUAUCAGAGUGUGCUAAGAGGGGAAUAUCAGUGAAACCGAAGAAGGGAGAUGCACUACUAUUUUUCAGUCUUCAUCCAACUGCUAUUCCAGAUCCAAGUAGUCUCCAUGGAGGAUGCCCAGUUAUUGAAGGCGAGAAAUGGUCAGCAACAAAGUGGAUUCAUGUGGAUUCGUUUGACAAGAUUAUUGAGCCAUCUGGGAACUGUACAGACUCGAAUGACCAUUGCGAUAAAUGGGCUGCUUUGGGAGAAUGUACUAACAAUCCCGAAUAUAUGGUGGGAACCCCGCAACUUCCAGGCUACUGUCGGAGAAGCUGUAAGGUUUGUUAGGUAUUUUCUUUACAACUCUUGAUCUCUUUAAUUUGUUUCUUUAAGAUUUUGGUUUAUUUGCAGACCUAUAUAUGUUGUUAUGUUCCAGUGUUUUGUAACGAAAUAAUUUUAUUAAUUGAUAUAAAAUAACACGACAUUUUACACU